AUGAAACCAUAAUAAAAGAAAUAAUAAUAACAAUUGCGGGAGAAGGGGUUUGACACUUUUAUCUCUGGAGCCAACAAGGAAAGGGUCAAUUAGAAGACCAAAAAUCAAUUGAAGGUGAAAAGCAGGAAUGUGAAGAAGUGGAAUGAUGAACACAGUCAAUCCCAGAAGAUAGGCACACUUGACCACGAUGAUUUGGAGGUCUUGAGGAAGUCAUUAGUGUAAGGUAUUGGGCAUCAUUAAUUCAGGUAAUGUGCUCAGCAAAUCUUAAUAGGAUUUGCUUGAAAAAUUGCAGAAAGACACGCCCAUUGAUCAUAGAUAUGACCCUCACUUCUCAUAAUUAUUGGAUAGUGACAAUGAUGAAUUGGACGAAUAAUACAUUCAAGAAGAAGAAGAAGUAAUUAAAAAUUUGAAUAACUAAGUUGUGUUAAUCUGAAGGCGAAGACAAUGGUAAUGGUGAAGAAGUCUAUAAAGAUGACUUUGAAAACACUAAACCUCAAAUUCAACCUGUUGUUCAAUAGCCAUAGCCUUAAUAAAUAAUACAAGUAGUCAAUUUACCUGCUACCAAACCCAGACCCAAUAGUGGCAUAUCAGAAUAACCAUAAUCUCAAUAGCAACAACCCCAGUAACUUAGAUAACCUUCCCAGGAAAUUAAACCUCUUCCCUUGAAUAAACCAGAAAUGAAGCAAUAUGCAUCCAAACCUCAAUUAAGGGCUAAUUCGGUCACUAAGUAGGAAGAUAUCAAAAAUGAUAAUCACUCCUUCAAAGCUCCCCAAACAUCUCAAAGUUAGAAACCAUAAGAAAAGUAAAAAGAUAAUCUUGAAGAAUUGUUUGAAAAAAUUGAAAAGUUAUCGAGUAAUGAGAAACAAAAACUCAUUUUCUUCUUGAAUAAGAAUACCAUCAAUGCAGAUGAGAAGACUGACCGAUCAGAAAUUAAAAAUGAAUAGAACUUGUAAAAAUAGACAUCGGAAAUAGUAAGCAAAUAAUAAAAACAACAAAAAGAGUUAUAAAUUAUUGAAAAUAAACCAAAAGAAUAAAUAUAAUUGAGUCUCCCUUAAUAAUAAUCAAAUCACUAACCAUCUUUGUAAAUGCCAUAAAUUGAAAACAAAAAAAGGAAUUCAAGCAUCAACAAUGUCAUUCAAAUACAAUAAGAAUUUGUCAACUAAGAAAAGUUAUAAAUUGGUAUGGAAAAAAAUUCUGAAAUUUUGAUCGAUAAGAAUUGUUAGUUAAAAAUAAGAAUACUUUCCACUUGGGGUAAUCCAAGUUUAGUAGGUCUCACUGAAAUAGAACUUUAUGCAAUUGAUGGUAACAAAGUUUAACUUAAACCGUACAAUAUUAAAAUGGCAAAUGCAUAGUCACUCAAAAUGCCAGAAAUCCUUAUCAAUGGCAAAUACUUAACCAAAGAUGCAGUCAACAUGUGGUUGGGAAGCAUGCCUGAUCCUCCAAAAACCAUAGAUAUCGAAAUCUCUUAUGAUGAUGAUAUUGUCUUGGGAGGACUCAAGAUUUUCAACUACAAUAAGAGUUUGAUCGAUAGUGUUAAGGGAGUUAGAGACAUGGAAAUCUUAUGUCGAUAGAAUGGUGUUGUCAUCUCUAAAAUAGUGGAAAUUAAAAAAGGCACAGGCUUUGAAAUCGAUGAUUAUGGAACUGAAAUUCAAAUUAUGGAUAAUUUUAAAUUCCCAACCUUUUAGAAUACUCAUUCCAAAUUCGCCUAAAAACUCAGGGGCUAGAUUGAUUAAUCAGAUGUUAUUGAAAAAAAACAAGAAAAAUUAGAGGAUUCAAAGCCUCCUCCCUCAAGAAAAGGGAAAGGACCUAUAGUCGUCGAUGUAUUCAAAGGAGAAAGAUUAGAUACGGGUAAAACUGAUAAAAAGGUUGAGUAGAUACAGCCAUCUAAUAAUAAUUAAUAAAAUUAAUAACCUAUUAAUGAACCUAGAAGAAGGAGAGAUAUGCCGCAGCCUACUUAAGAUUACCUUGAAGAAACUCUUCAAUAUUUUAAUAUUACAUAACAAGGUCGAUUGAAACCUGGUUAGAGACAGGACAUCAUUGAAGAUCCAGUACCCAUUCAAAAAUACGAAGAAAUUGAUGCUUUGGACUUUUUUUUCAAAGGUUAAUAAAGACCUAAUAAUGUCUAGCCAAAACAGUAAUUAUCAAAGUGGGAAACGCCUGCUUAACAAUAACUUCCUUAACAAAUUACCCAAUAACCAAACAGAAAUAAUUAUAGAUAGUAAACAUAAGAAAAUGCCUAGCUCAUUAAGGAUUUGCUUAAUUAACCAUUAAUUAACUAAGCUCCAUUAAAAAAAGCCAAGAAGUAGGUUUCCUUGCCUAGCCUUCCUCAGGUUAGAGUAAUCACAAUUCACAUACAUUCGACUUGGGGAGACAAAUAUUAUGUUGGAUUGAAUGGAAUUGAAAUAUUCAAUGAACAAGGAAAAUAAAUUGAGAUUUAAGAUCCAUACAGUCAAGUCAAGGCUGAUCCAAGUGACAUUAAUGUGUUACCAGAAUAUUUCAAUGACCCAAGAACACCUGAUAAGUUAGUUGAUGGAGUAUAUUACACUCAGUCUGAUAUGCACGUAUGGUUGAGUCCAUUUCAGAGAGGGAAGAUUAAUAAGAUUACUAUUGAUUUGAAUGAUAAGAAGAAAAUUAGUAUGAUUCGAAUAUGGAAUUAUAAUAAGAGUAGAAUCCAUAGUUUUAGAGGAGCCAAAGAUAUAAGUUUAUUUUUUGAUAAUCAAAUUGUUUUCAGAGGAGAUAUAAAGAAGGGUUUUGGGAACAUGAAUUUAUAAAGAGUUAUUAAUUAGAAUGAACAACCCUUUGAACUGUUUCUAUUCACUAGUGAUGAAAAUAUCAUCUAGCAAAUAGCAAAAAACGAUUGGAUAAACUCUUAAGAAUUCUAAACUAUAUAGCAUGAUCAUCAAAAUGAAAGACCAAAUACAGGGAAUGCAGAUUCAGAAGUGAGACCAACGACAUCAGCUAAAGUGACUAAUCUUUAGAAUGAAAGUACUAUAAAACCAUAAUGAUUUAGUCAAAUAAGCCAGAUAACAAGAGCAAAAUCAAUAGAGACAAGAGAAAUAAUAAAUCUAAAGAGCAUUAGUGAAUCAGAAUUCAAAUGGUAUAAUUUGUAGAUAUUUGUAAAUCAAACUAUUAAGACCUUGGGCAGAUUAACCAUAUAUUGGAUUGACUGGAGUUGACAUUUAUGGUAUUGAUUUAUUUAUCUAUUUAGGUAAGGAGGGAAAAAUAUAAGUGAAAAACAUUAAAUCAGAUUAUCAAAGUGAUGGAGACAAAGUCAACAUAGUCAGUCUCAUAAAUGGGAUUAAUGUGACAACUAAUGAUAUGAAUAUGUGCAUCCUACCCUUUCAACCUGGAAGGUAUGUCACUUUUACAUUUACAUUUGACAUCCCUCAAUUGAUAACCUCCAUUAGAAUUUGGAAUUAUAAUAAAUCCUAUGAGGACUCUUUUCGAGGGGCUAAGUUCAUUAGUUUAUUAAGUGAUUAAGGAAUAAUCUCUAAUUGUGUUGGAUUGAAAAGAGCUCCUGGCUGUGAAAUUUAUGAUUACGCCUAAACGAUAACAAUACCAUGCAAAGAAUAUGUUUUCGAAGAAACCACUUAAGUAUAAAAGUAAUUAAGAUGCGAAUAUGAAAUCAAUAAUUUAAUGGUUGGAUAUGAACUCAAGAUCUAAUUGAUAACUACUUUUGGAGAUAUUCAUUAUAUUGGAUUGAAUGGUUUAGAAAUUCUAGAUUGGAAAGGUAGGCAAAUACAAGGCAAUAUUGGAGCAGAACCAUCAUCUGUCAGAAUUCUAUAAUCGAUGAGGGGAGACAAAAGAGUAGUUGAAAAUCUCUUGGAUGGAAUAAACGAAACUCAAAAUGACACUCACAUGUGGUUAGCUCCAUUCACUAAUAGAUGUUUUGACCAUUCUCAAGAUCCUCAAAUCAAUACUCUCUAUUUCGGCUCUGAACAACCUUUUGCUCUUGGCUGUAUCAUCUUUUGGAAUUACACAAAAACUCCUUUAAGAGGUGUACAUGAAAUUGCAAUUAGUCUUGACGAUUAUAUCAUCUACAGAGUAUAAUUCUCAUCUAAACUUAGGGGUAUCUAAGAUAGGCAGGUAAUGAUGGAAAUCAAACUGUUGUUCUAUUUUACAGAGACAUGCAGUUGAUGGAAAGAUUCAGUGGGAAAUAUUAUACCGAAUUUGGGCAAAAACAAUCUGCUGGCUAUAAAAAUGAAGAGAAAGUAACUUUGUCUUUAUUCUAUGAUCUAGGGUACUAGAUAAGUUUAAACUUAUGCUCUUUUAGAAAGACCAAUAACUAGAGUCAAAGGUAGUAAUUGAUUAUAAUAUAUUUUAUACAAAAUUUAUUAUAUUUGUACAUGAAUUAGAGACAUUGUCCAUUUUGUGAAAAAAGUAAAGAUACUUCCAGCGUUAAACAUUUCUACUCAGAAUUAAUCAAUAGUGUAUCAAUAAUUAAACAAUGAACAGGCAUUGUACACUAAAUAUUCAUCAAGAAGAUCCAAAAAUUUUGAAGACUUCUUUGCUCGAAAACCAGUAAAGUGGGUUAUUGAUUUUAAAGAUCAAUUACACCAAUUAGAUGAUGAAGAAUACUUGAAAAGGUUAUUUGCAUUCAUAAUAUAAUAAGGUUCUAUCCAAGUAACCAACAGCCCCAUAAAAUUAAAUCUUUGUUGGAAUACUAUAGAUAUCAUAAGAAUCUGCCACGACUCUUUUUUGGAGCCUUGGCAGAAAAAGCAAUUGCAUUUUUUGAGAAAAAAAAGUAUAAGAAAUUAAUAUCAACUAUUAAAUAGAAAGCAUGAAUAUAGAAGAAUUAAAUAAAUGCUCGGAAUUCCUUAUGAUUAGUCUAAUUUGAGUACAUGUACAAAAAUUUUCGCAUAACAACAUUAGAAUAUGAAAAAUUGAAUGAAGACAUUUAAGUUUUAAAUAGUUUAAGUAAAUUUACUGAAAAAUCCACUUAAUCUAUAUUAAAUAAGUUCUUUAAAACGUAACCUAAUUAACCUAGUGAUUACAAGCUAGUAAGUAUUCCGUGAUAUAUUGUAUAUAGAAUAUUGAUGAAACUUGGUUGACUAUGUAAUAGUAAGAAUUGAAUAUUCCAUAAUUAAACUCUAAGUAAGCGCUUUAGAAUCACAAGUCACUUACGAAGAUAGUGAAAAAACAUUCUAAUGAUAAGAUUAAGCUGCCUUUUCAUUUAUUGAAAGGCAAAACCUUAUCGAAUAUAAGGAAUUCUUAAAAUUAAUCUCCAGAAAGACUUAACCCUACACAAAAGUCCUCCUCUUAAUAACAUAUCAAUAGCAGCCAAGAAGAAUGCGAAUUUUAAUCCUACAUGAAGUCAAAAAUAUUGACUUUAUCUCAAUAAAACAAAAAAAAAAUCAAUAAAAUCUUUCAAUAUAGAAAUCAGUUUGAUUAAAAUUACUAUAUUAAUACACAAGGUAGACGAAACAGCACUCAUUUUAUUACUAGUACAAGUAGUGUAUCUCCAGAUUAAAUCAAGAUAGAAUAGCCACGCUUGAGCUAAAUCUAAUUGAAUAUAUAAGAUAGAUAGAGCUAAUCCAAUUUCUUUAAUUAUGCUUUACACUUCCCAAUGUAAACAUCAAGCUAAUUCACCUAUAAAACUGAUGUGUCUCCUUAAAAAAAAAAUUAGUAGAUAAUUCAAAUUUAUUCAAAUAAUUUGAGUAACAAAAUAAAAACAUAACCAAGAAAAUCCACUGAGAAGUUAAGAAUAUUUUAACAUCCUAAUUCAAAUACAACAAAAUUAAAUAUUUCCAAGGCUGUUUUAUAAAAAAAAGAUAAGAUACCUCCAUUUUUAUAACUUAAAUUUCGAUUGGAUGAUCUUCAACACUCAAAUAAUAGAAGAAAAUAAUGUAAUCAAAAUCCAGAUGUACAGUAAAUAUAAAUAGAUGAUAAAUAAUAGACAAGAGGAUCAUCAUACACCAUGGUUAAAAGUUAAGUUACAACAAAAAAAUAAAUAAAAAAUAAAUGA
Molecule: messenger RNA, 5965 nt
Organism: Paramecium octaurelia
Lineage: Eukaryota; Ciliophora; Oligohymenophorea; Peniculida; Parameciidae
Source: the annotation of a GenBank genome assembly